AUGUGCCGCCGGCGCGGAGGAGGAGGAGGAGGAGGAGGCGGCGGCGGCGAGUGCAGCGGCGGGACGCUGCCGGCGGCCGCCCUGUCUGCCCGGCGCCGGGGCAUCCCCACCACGCUGCUGCUGCUGGGCGCCUACCUGUGCUACCUGCUGCUGGGCAGCGCGGCGUUCUGGGCCCUGGAGGGGCCGGUGGAGCGCGAGGCGGCGCGGCGGCUGCGGCGCCAGCAGUGGGAGCUGCUGGAGAACCACACGUGCCUCGACGGGGAGGCCCUCGAGCGCCUGGCCCAGUGUAUCAUCGAUGCCUACAAGAAUGGACUCAUCCUUAAAGGAAAUACAAGCCUUGGGAGAUGGGAUUUCGUUGGCUCCUUCUUCUUCUCUGUUUCUGCGGUAACUACCAUCGGCUAUGGAAACUUGAGCCCCAGCACAGUGGUUGCACAAGUUUUCUGCAUCUUCUUUGCCCUCUUUGGGAUCCCCUUGAACCUUGUGCUCCUGAACAGAAUAGGACAGCUGAUGCUCUCUGGUGUUCAGCAAUGCGCCUGCCACCUAGGUGAGAAGUUUCAUUGGCAGAAAGGGGCCGCUGUGUUGACACGGACUUGUGCACUGGUUGCUGGGCUUUUACUGUUCCUUCUGCUGCCUCCACUGUUAUUCACUGCCAUAGAAGGCUGGACCUAUGAAGAAGGAUUCUACUAUUCUUUCAUUACGCUCUCCACAAUAGGCUUUGGAGAUUACGUAAUCGGCAUGAACCCUGAUCGCACUUACCCUGCCUGGUACAAGAAUGUGGUAUCGCUGUGGAUUCUGUUUGGGAUGGCCUGGCUCGCCCUGAUCAUCAACCUUUGCAUCAGCUUAGUAGAGAAUUCCAGCGACCUCUGCCGGUGCUGCAAGAGGAAGAGCCGAGAGGUAGAGCAGGAGCUAAUAGAUGGCAACCAGAACGUCAGUUUGGGGCCUGAGGAUGAGCACAGCCUCAGCGUGAAGGCCUCCAAGCCAGUGGGGCCAGACUGA
Messenger RNA from Euleptes europaea (tarantolino), 996 nucleotides. RefSeq names its product potassium two pore domain channel subfamily K member 17 (gene KCNK17). Gene Ontology annotation, biological process: potassium ion transmembrane transport; stabilization of membrane potential. Gene Ontology annotation, cellular component: membrane. The transcript is spliced from 5 exons. NCBI's taxonomy places the organism in Eukaryota, Metazoa, Chordata, Lepidosauria, Squamata, Sphaerodactylidae. The record is from RefSeq and is a predicted model, not a curated record. The coding region runs from base 1 to 996 and encodes 331 amino acids. Gene Ontology annotation, molecular function: potassium ion leak channel activity.